This is a messenger RNA of Rubroshorea leprosula, 1104 nucleotides long. The record is from the annotation of a GenBank genome assembly. Lineage: Eukaryota; Viridiplantae; Streptophyta; Magnoliopsida; Malvales; Dipterocarpaceae.
CUGUGGCCUUUAUUCAUAAUCUGUUACACAAGCAAAAACUCUUUUUCCCUUCAACAACCAAAAGGAAAAAAACUAAACAAGAAAGGAGAGAAAGGAAAAUCAUGUCUUCACCCAGCAAGCGUCGAGAGAUGGACUUGAUGAAACUGAUGAUGAGUGAUUACAAGGUGGAGAUGCUCAAUGAUGGCAUGCAAGAAUUCUAUGUGCACUUCAAUGGACCGACUGAGAGUCUUUAUCAUGGAGGUGUGUGGAGGAUUAGAGUGGAGCUACCGGAUGCUUAUCCAUAUAAAUCUCCCUCAAUAGGAUUUAUCAACAAGAUAUACCACCCAAAUGUGGAUGAAAUGUCAGGUUCUAUUUGUCUAGAUGUUAUUAAUCAGACUUGGAGCCCCAUGUUUGACCUGGUAAAUGUGUUUGAGGUAUUCCUUCCACAGCUUCUUCUGUAUCCCAACCCAUCAGACCCGUUGAAUGGUGAGGCAGCAGCUCUUAUGAUGCGAGACCGAGCUGCUUAUGAUCAGAGAGUGAAAGAAUACUGUGAGAAGUAUGCCAAGCCAGAAGAUAUUGGAGCUGCUUCAGAAGAAAAAACUAGUGAUGAGGAGAUGAGUGAAGAUGAGUAUGAUUCUAGUGAAGAAGCAGUCAUGGGCCAAGCAGAUCCAUAGCGACUACCCUGUCGUGAACUGCCUGUUAUCUGCACAUAGUGUUUCAUGUCUCUUAAUCCAAUUCUCAGUUCAGAAAGUAGAUUAUGCCUGUUAGAUGGGGGAGAAACUUUCUCCGCCCUCAAUUGGCUUAUAGUGUCAUUGUAAAUAAAUGUACAAUUUGUUGAAUAUUGAAACUAUCCGCUAGUCCAUUUGUCUACUCACAGCAAAGGCAUUCAUCUUGUGUAGAAUAUAUAGCCCCCACUUAAGGUGCCCACAUGUAUGUGCUCAGCUGCAAAUACACUUCCAUUUGUUUGAGACAUGGGAAAACAGCUCCCUCCCUCCCUCUCAAUUGGCUUAUGGUGUCAUUGUAAAUAAAUGUACAAUUGGUUGAAUAUUGAAACUAUUCACUAGUUCAUUUGUCUACUCACAGCAGAGGCAUUCACCUUGUGUAGAAUAUAUAGCCCCCACAUGA